Molecule: messenger RNA, 3968 nt
Organism: Hydractinia symbiolongicarpus
Lineage: Eukaryota; Metazoa; Cnidaria; Hydrozoa; Anthoathecata; Hydractiniidae
Exons: 2
Coding region: 372-2114 (580 amino acids)
Molecular function (GO): zinc ion binding
Source: RefSeq, a predicted model, not a curated record
CGCCUAAAACUUAUCCAGGCUAAAGCCUAAAUUUUCGUUUUGACACAUUUAGUUCUGAGAACGAGGCUAUAUUGCGUUUUAAACUAAUAGAAAUAUAUAUACAAAGGGUAAUUCCCUCCCACCCAGGGAAUUUAUUUAGGUAGCCAGAAAGUUUCAUGUUGGUGAAAAGCAGUUUGCUGAUUGAAUUGAUUUAUUGGUAACUAGCUAUAUAUUUGAUACUGUGAAUUCUCGGAUCCGGGCUGACGUCACACCGCUGAAGAUUGGCCAAUCUUCGCGCAUGCGCGAGUAACUGCAGUGAAAACAAACGUUUUGCGCUAGCUGUGGAAAGCUUUUUUCACUGCAGUUUACUGUAAGAGAAGGUCUAUGACACAAUGAGUUACAACAUUGAAGAAAUAAGUGUCGAAGCGAAAACAAGAUAUUUUAAUAAGCUAAAAAUUGUUAAUUUGGAUACUUGUCCAUACCAAUUGUCAGCAGAUGCUUGGAUCAACGAUCCUUCGAAGUGGCCAAACUUGGAGUACCCUGAGGUUUAUGAUUACUUGGUAAACACCCCUGGCGUUUUUACAAGAGAAGCUAUGAAGAGUCGAAAAAGUUUGAAAGCCCACAAUCAAUUUGUUAGUGGAUGGGUUAGAACUGUGUUUUUCUUUAAGAAAGACAAAACAUGGCCAUAUAUUUUACUGAAGGCAGAAGUUAUGCCUUCUCAAAGAGUAAAUGAGGAUCCUCACAUACCCUGGAUCAUUGUGGACAUAAAAAAUGUUAAUGUUCUUUCUGCCCACUGCACAUGUAUGGCUGGGCUUGGUGAGUCAUGUAGUCACAUAGGGGCUUUGUUAUUUAAAAUCGAGGCUGCUGUUCGUGCUGGAUUCACUAAGAAAGCAUGUACUGAAGAAGCAUGUAAGUGGAAUGUCGAUUUUGUCAAAAAAGUUGCACCGAAGAAGAUUUCUGACAUUAAAUUUUAUUCAGAGAAGGCUGUUGAGAACUUUAAGAAAAACAAUCGUAGCAGUAAUAAAUUUCCUGGUAGUAAUGUUCCACCAACUGAUGAAGAAAAGGCAAGGUUUUUAUCAAAACUGUCUAAAUUGGACAAAAAAUCCAUUGUUUUGCAUACAUUCUCUGAUUUUUAUAAACCAUUCGUGCCAAUAUAUGAACCACCUAGAAGAGCCAAGUUACCAAAGUCAUUGAGAACGCUAUUUAGCAGUAACAACAUUGAUAAAGAUGGUGACGAGUUACAACAAAUGUCAAGAGAUAUUUAUAAUAACAUGACUUUGUCAGCAGAGGUUGUUGAUUACAUUUACAACUCAAGUACGAAACAAUCGAAAAGUUUUAUUUGGCAUGAGAUACGUGUUGGCAGAAUUACUGCAUCAAAAGUAUAUGAUGUUCUCCACACUAACUUGGAAACUCCAUCAGAGUCCCUAAUCAAAAGGAUUUGUAAAAUUUCAUCUGUUGUAUCCACCACUGUAUCCUCUUUACGUUGGGGCCUUGACCAUGAGAAACAUGCUGUCGCUGAUUUUUUAAAACGUAGUAACCAUUUAAAUGCAAAGAUUGUUGAUUGUGGGUUGAAACUUGUACCAGAACGGACGUAUAUUGGGGCUACACCUGAUGGAAUAUUCACAUGUGAUUGUCAUAAGGAAGAAAAGUUAAUUGAAAUCAAGUGCCCGUACAGUUAUCGCAACAUUGUUUCCUUCGCUGCUGCUGUAUCUGACAACAAAUUUGUUAUGAAUUCUGAAGGAAAGUUGAAAAAAGAGCACAGGUAUUACUAUCAAGUACAGUUUCAAAUGUUUGUUUUCAAUUGCAAAAGCUGUUUUUUUAUUGUGUGGACUCCACAUUGGUUACAUGCUGUUGAGGUUUUGUUUGAUGUGAACUUCAUCAAUUUGAAUAUGGACAAAGUUGAACAGUUUUAUCUCCGACACAUUAUACCAGAGUUAUUGACAAGAAGACUAGAGCGUAAAGUUGUUAAAGCUCCACCUCCUCCUCCUCAAGCAAAUGCAAGUGAAAAAUUGUAUUGUCUCUGUCAGACACCCAUCGUACUUCUGUUGUUGGUGUGCAGAAAUUGUCGUCGACUGCUUCGGGAACCAGUCCCAAAUUGUUCUAUGAUACAAAACAUGUUGGCACGAUUUCAUUGAACUAAUUUUGACCCAACAAUUCACAAUUUCAAGCGUCAUUCAAACGUGAUUUGCAUGUGAAGAUUUGUUGACAGAAGCGGUUAAAAAAAAGAUGGAACAAUGAUGAAACGGAAGAGCUUGCUGAUUUGCUCGAUUACCACUUUUCGUUGGAUCCGUUUGAAAUAAGAAUAUAUUCAUUAAAUACAGAUUAUGAAUUGAAAUAAAAAAUACUUGUAAUAGCCUAAUUUGUAAAGUAUUUUUAUAUAAUUCAGAUUGACUUUCAUGGUAAAAAAUCUCACGAUUAGGGAUUGGUCUAGUCUGAAAUGUCUAAAAAUGUGUAAAUUGUUAUCUUUUUCGUUUAACAAGAUGAAUUAUUAUUUUCCUUUUAAAAUUUAAUUUUGAAGUAUAAUAUCGUUGUUCUUUGUUUAAUAGCGUCCAUUUUACAUUUCUAAUAGUUGUCAACCAUUUUUUUUUGUGAAAACGAAAGUGAAAUGUAUGGUGUAGAAAAGCUCAAAAUUUUAGUAGUAAAAAAAGUGGCAGCUACUAACUUAUACGAUAGAACGCUUUAGGCAAAACUUUGCGUCAGAAUGUUCCUGUACUGGUAAAUUGUGAGCUAGCCAUCCGGGGUUUUGUGCACCUUGCCGUCUGUUUAGGCUGCCCCGGGUAGAAACCAAAGGCGAGAUAGUAGUCUAUGGUCAUCCUUCUUUAGUUUUAAAAUAAAAAAAUGUUAAAUUUUCUUUUAUUGGGACACUAAAACAAGAUAAUAGGGAGUGAGGUCAAUAUCGAUGACGUCAUAAUGUUAUGCCGCAGGUGCUUUUUUUAAAAAAAAUUUUUGGAACAUGCGCACACUUUUUUUCCUUAAAAUCGCGGUUUGAACGACCGUAUUAAAAGCAACAAAAGCAAGCACGAGGAACCUGCGUACCCACUUCUGUAUCUUCAACAGACGGACCUAGGAAAAACGGAAACCUCACAAGAGCUUAUGAGUGUGGCGGGAAUUGUUAAAGCCGGUCGACUUCCUAUAUCUUUUGAUAUCCGCCAGCGAAGGCGGAAUCUUUAAAAUCGGCUGAGGAGAUAGAGAGAUAGAUAGAGACAGCGCGGCUAGGCUGGACGUUUAGCGAGGCUAAAAUGACUUUUAAGCCAAUAAGAAUCCUAACAGUGCAACAACUUGUUUUAUUAUCCAAUGAACAAUACUUUAUUUUAAAUUUUAUAUGCUAUCGAAAGAUAACGCUUGUGCAGUGUAGCAUAAUGAAGAUCGUCUUAUAAUGCGCCAUCUUUGAUGUUAUUAACGUUUCCCUUUAAUAAUUACGUCAUUUCCUUCUGUACAAUUUUGCAAGCACGUGGACUAAAGCUAUAUUCAGCAGAACUAAUUAAUUAUUCACGAUUUUUAAUUUAAAGAGGAAUUGUUGAGACUGAAUAUUUUUGGUGAAAGAUAAUGUAUUAUAGCUAUAAAAUCGUGACAAGUGUGUUGCAAAAGAAAAAAGAAUAUGUAGCCUUAUGAAAAUAACCUUUCGUAACUGAUUAUGUAAAAAAAAAAAUCCUGCCACCUUUAAAGAUAUUUUCCAAGUUGUUUUUCAGAAAAAAAGAGAAAAUAGAUAAAUUUUCAGCCUUGCCAUUGGUCUUAUUUUGUUUUUAUUGUUCAUCAAUUUUCAGGUUUAUUAUUUUUUUUUAAAUUGUUUUUAUAAAGAAAUGAAGUUUAUGUAAGUUAAGUCAGCUAUGAUUUACAGUUACAAUAAUAAUCAAAAAUUUAAAUUUAAAAUUUUAGAAUAUUCAAUGAUUUUGUUCCCCCAUACUUCUCAGUCCUCUUUAAAGUUCCGUACUUUUUCAGAUUAUUGCUAAUGGCGGAAAUCUUUACGCCGCAGGGCUUCUUGUUUUAAU